UCCCCACACUUCCUCUUCUGUCACAAAAUACAGACACAUACUUUACACUUUCAGUGUUCAUGACACAACGCUCAGCCACCCCUGGUCCCUUUGACUACUCUAUGAUCCACCAAAUAACAGCAGAUUGACAUGGACAAACAUUUGCAAGGAGGAAAAGCAUUUGGAUUCCUCAAGUCUCAGCAGGAUGUGAAACUGAACUCCAUCAAUGAGGUUUUUCUCACAGAUCCUAAAUAUGCAGAGGAGGAGGACCUCAGCUCAAAACUGGAAAUGUUUAAAAACAAAUACAUGGAAUUUGAUCUCAAUGACCAAGGAGACAUUGACAUGAUGGGGCUGAAGCGCAUGUUGGAGAAGCUGGGUGUGGCAAAGACUCACUUGGAGCUGAAAAAGAUGAUGUCAGAUGUGGUUGGCGGUGCUGCACGAGACACGUUCUGCUACACAGACUUUCUCAAUAUGAUGCUAGGGAAGAGGAAUUCCAUACUCCGACUGAUUUUGAUGUUUGAGGGAAAGGGAAAGCAGGAACCCAAAGAGAGUGGACCACCGCAACGCAAGACUUUUUCAGAUCUGCCCUGAAUGCAAUUACGUUAUGGAUCCAAUCUGUUCAUAUAAAAACUGAAUGUCAAAUGAACUGGGUUAUACAGGUUUCAUUGUAAGGAAUAAAGAAAGGUUUGAUUGA
Oncorhynchus masou masou (cherry salmon) is the source of this 673-nucleotide messenger RNA. Its product is annotated as allograft inflammatory factor 1-like. Gene Ontology annotation, cellular component: ruffle membrane; actin filament. Gene Ontology annotation, molecular function: calcium ion binding; actin filament binding. Gene Ontology annotation, biological process: ruffle assembly; actin filament bundle assembly. Lineage: Eukaryota; Metazoa; Chordata; Actinopteri; Salmoniformes; Salmonidae. The record is from RefSeq and is a predicted model, not a curated record.